AUUUAAGGCUCAGACGAACAUGCUGCAUUGUCACUGGGUGUGCACCGUGAGUAUCUUUGAUUUGAUAGGCGCUACAAGACGAACGCCAGUUAAUCUAAUUGAACCACCAGGCGCACAACAGGAAAAUAUUAAGGACCUUGAACUUGGAAUCUGAAGAACCCUGCCAUUCACUAGUUCCUGCAACAACAAGCACCAUCAAGGAUGGCUGGAGAAAACCUCUACAAUGUUACGGACGACAUCCCAUCCACUUGGAUCAUCAUUGAAACCGUCGUACAGUGGACAACAUUCACCAUUGGUUUUCCUCUGAUCUGUCUGUCCAUUUAUGCCAUGUACUUCCUGAUCAGAGCUGAUCACAUCGCUCCAGUCUAUGUUAUCAACCUUCUUAUUGCAGAUCUCAUUCAGAUCUGCAUGAGGCCGUUCAACCUGUCUGGUACCUGGAAAACUAUUGUAAUUUUGAUAGAUUUCUUUGGUAUUAGUGCAAGCAUUAGUUUCAUGGUAUGUGUUGCUCUGGAGAGAUAUCUUGUGAUUGCAUUUCCUCUCUGGUACCGUUUUCGCCGUAACAUCAAAUACUCGCUCAUAAUCUCCUCCAUUAUCUGGGUUAUCCCUUUCAUCCAAAUCUGCAUGUUGCACCUCACACCGACUCUCAGGAUUACAUUUAUUCUGUUUGCAGUUAACCUCCUCAUACCCUUUCCAUUGCUCGUAUUCUUCCUCGUGGGCACGUUGAAAGCUCUGUCCGUCUCCAUCUCUGUGCCAGCUGUCGAACAGAGACGGAUUAUUGGUACCCUGGCCCUUGUGCUGGGCAAUUACACAGUCCUGUUCCUACCCCUCAUCAUACAAUAUCUGAUAUCAGGGGUAACAGGCCGAGAAAAUGUAGAGAUUGGGACACUCUUUGAGAGAUUCAGCCCCCUUGUGGAUCCCCUACUCUAUGUGUUCAUGAGAAAGGGAGCUAAGGACACUCUGGCCUUCCCCUGCUUCGGCAAGCUCAUGGGUGACGAGGAGCAGAGUCAGGUCACCAACACUAUGACCAUGACUGAUAGUGUAGUAGAAGGCUCCAGGUAGGACAGAUGCAGGGUAAUGGACUGUCUCUGUAUGAUUCACUAUGUAUAACUCCUAUCAACUCCUUGUUCAAAUUAUCGGAUCGAAACGAAGCUUUAACAGUGUGUUCUUUUCUUUGUUAAAAUUAUACCUUUACGGGCCUCCCGAGUGGCGCAGUGGUCUAAGGCACUGUAUCGCAGUGCUUUCGCCGUCACUACAGACCCGGGUUUGAUUCCAGGCUGUGCCAUAACCGGCCGCGACCGGGAGUCCCAAGUUGCGGCACACAAUUUUCCCAGCAUUAGGGGAGGGUUUGGCCAGGGGGGGGAUUUACUUGGCUCAUCGCGCUCUAGCGACUCCUUGUGGCGGCCCGGGCGCCUGCAGGCUGACUUUGGUUGCCAGUGGACGGUGUUUCCUCCGACACAUUGGUGCAGCUGGCUUCCAGGUUAAGCAUGCGGGUGUUAAGGAGUGCGGUUUGGCUGGUCAUGUUUCGGAGGAUGCAUGACUCAACCUUUGCUGCAACUCCCCAACGGGCUCGGGGGAGGGAAUGAGACAAGAUCGCAAUUGGACGAAAUUGGGGAGGAAAAAAAGGGGUUAAAAAAAUGUAUUGUUUUAUUGUUGUCGUUAAAAUGUGAAGAGUACAUGCCUUGCUUUUUUAUAUACAAUACAUGACAUACUGUAUUGUACACAGCCCUAUUCUGCAUUGCACUGUCUGUGUUGGGUUGUAUUGCAGCUUUUCAGAAAAAUAUGGACUUCUUUCCUUCAAUAAACUGAUCAUGUGGAUAUUUGA
Messenger RNA from Oncorhynchus kisutch (coho salmon), 1822 nucleotides. RefSeq names its product ovarian cancer G-protein coupled receptor 1-like. Gene Ontology annotation, molecular function: G protein-coupled receptor activity. Bases 202 to 1059 code for a protein of 285 amino acids. NCBI's taxonomy places the organism in Eukaryota, Metazoa, Chordata, Actinopteri, Salmoniformes, Salmonidae. Gene Ontology annotation, biological process: phospholipase C-activating G protein-coupled receptor signaling pathway; positive regulation of Rho protein signal transduction. Gene Ontology annotation, cellular component: plasma membrane. The transcript is spliced from 3 exons. The record is from RefSeq and is a predicted model, not a curated record.